GAGCUGCUCCCGCUGCCCGUGUGGGGGCGGUCCUGGGCUUCCCACGCAUCACCCCCCGCCUCUGCAGUGGCACCCCGGAGCAGGGCAGCGUCGCCCCGCGUCUCGGCCCCACUGCAGCGGCCUGCGGGACUGCCUUGGUGCUGCGGCUGCAGGAGCUGCGGCUGCAGGAGCUGCGGCAGCCCGGGCUGCAGCCUUGGCGCUCUGCGGACCGGACGAGAGGGCGCGGGAGCAGGCGAUCUGGGCAGCGUCGCCGCGUCCUAUCCGCGCUCCCUUCCGCAUCCCCGCCCCUCGUUCGCGCCUCCUCCGGGGCUGAGAGUGAGGUACGCCGCCCGCCGCACACUGCGGCAGCGCCGGGUCCGGGACUGCCCGUGGGAGGCACACCCACCUCUCCCGGCCGCACCCCUGCGCAGCAGCAUGUCCGCGCUCGAGUGGUACGCCCACAAGUCUCUGGGCGAUGGCAUCUUCUGGAUUCAAGAACGCUUCUACGAGUCGGGCAACCGCGCCAACAUCUGGCUGGUGCGCGGCUCGGAGCAGGACGUGGUGAUCGACACGGGCCUGGGGCUGCGCAGCCUCCCGGAGUACCUCUACUCCUCCGGCCUCCUGCAGGACUGCGGGGCGAAGGAGGAUGCGGGGCGCCGGCCGCUGCUGGCCGUGGCCACCCACGUGCACUUCGAUCACUCGGGCGGCCUCUACCAGUUCGACCAGGUGGCUGUGCACCGCGCCGAGGCCGAGGCCCUGGCUCGCGGGGACAACUUUGAGACCGUGACCUGGCUCUCUGACAGCGAGGUGGUGCGGGCCCCCAGCCCCGGCUGGAGGGCCAGGCAGUUCCGAGUGCCGGCAGUGCAACCCACCCUCAUUCUGCAGGAUGGGGACGUGAUCAACCUUGGUGACAGACAGCUCACUGUUAUGCACAUGCCAGGUCACUCGAGAGGCAGUAUUUGCUUACAUGACAAAGACCGGAAGGUUCUCUUCAGUGGCGAUGUGGUGUAUGAUGGCUCCCUGAUUGACUGGCUCCCGUACAGCAGGAUAAGCGACUAUGUUGGGACUUGUGAACGUCUCAUAGAAUUAGUGGACUCAGGUCUCGUGGAGAAGGUGCUUCCCGGGCACUUCAAUACCUUUGGUGCUGAAAGGCUUUUUCGUUUAGCUUCUAACUACAUUUCAAAAGCUGGGAUAUGCCACAAAGUGUCUACUUUUGCCAUGAGGUCUCUGGCAAGUUUGGCCCUCCGUGUGACAAACUCCAGGACCUCCCCUUAGUGUCUGUCCUGAUCCUUUGUUGGCGUUAACUGUGUAAAUUAACUCGGUUCCCUUGUGUUAUUUAAUAGUGAGCAUUUCAAAAAGUGCUUUUAUAUAACCAUAUUGUAUAUUAGAGAAAAAGAGGAUUAAGAAUGAGGAAGCCAAAAACAAAACAAAACAAAAAACAAAAGUAGCUGUCUUAGCGUCGUAUGUUUUUCUUUUUUCCAAGGAAGAAGCCAGCUGGUCAGUGCUUUCAUUUCAGAGCGUUUGCUCUGUAAAUGCUGUGGGGUGAUCUGGGCAGCAGGGAUGCACUCACCGCAGCGCAAAACCUGCCCAUGCUCCUCCUUGGUGCACUUCCCGGGAUGCCUAGGGGGAACCAAAUGGAGUUCUGGGCUUGCCCUUCACACCCGAUUCUGUGUCCAUGUUUUAUUUAAAGAUAAAAUUUCUUGGGUUUAAAAAUAAAGUAGAACUCAAUAUGAAUUAGCAUUAGGAUGACAGCUAAAACAUCCCAUAUUUGUGACCCUGGAUUUUAUGCCUCUUUUUUAUUUUUUCUUAUUCUUUGUAUAAGACAUAACGUGAUAUAUAAUUUAACUUACAAACAGUACAAUGAAUUUUGUUGUCUUGUUGCAAAGCUUUAAAUCUAAACUGUGGAGUGCUUCAGUAAAACACUACUGUCUGUUGUUUGUUAUUGUGUAAGUAAUAUUUCAGUCAUGAAAGUGAAAUUCAAACGUAUGUAACCUAACUUCAGAUUGUCAGAUUUCUUAAAAGGACACUGUCAGGCAAAUUUGAAAAUAUACACAUUGAGAAUAAUUUUUUAUUAUAUCCUAUUUUAGUAUUAAUAGCUAAUAUAAACAAAAUUUUUCUGGUUAAAUAGCAACUUCAGUAUUGUGUCAUGUUUUACAGUACCAAAACAAUUCCGGAUAUCUAUGACAUCUUAAUGUAAACCAUUCCUUUGAUUGAUAUGACAUGUAUAUGUACCACAGAAGAAUUUUUAAAUGAAUUGCCAUGUAUGUAUUAUCUACUGACUAGUGCAAAUGGCCUUCUUAUCCUGAUUCACAACACCUGUCCCUGCUCAGCGUCCCUUGUCAUGAAUUAAAACAAGUCUGUGCUCAGACAUCAUAGGAAACAUUAAACCACUAUUCAGUGAUACUAGGUAAAGUGUUUGGGUUCGGUGCUUUUAAUAAUAAUUUAUCAAAAAGUCUUUUGGAAUAUUUCAUAAAAGUUUUUAAAACAGUUUCCCACUACAUUUUUAUUAUUGACAUGUUAUUACUGAUAUUCUAGAUCAAACAGAUCCACUUUUGGAAACCAGAUCUUUUAAUAUUAGGAAAAAACAGCAAUUCUUAUUUCUGUCAAGUUAUGUAACAUUUUACCCUACAAACACCCAGGUUCUUCAGGUUUUUUUUAUUCUUUCAGUAGGCAAACAUUCACGAAUGUGAGUGCACACAGUCAUACACAUACAUACACACAGCCACACAAGUACAUACACACAGCCACACACAUACAUACACACAGCCACACAAGUACAUACACACAGCCACACACAUACAUACACACAGCCACACAAGUACAUACACACAGCCACACACAUACCUACACACAGUCACACACAUACCUACACACAGUCACACAUACAUAUACACACAUACAUACACAUAAUCACAGACAUACAUAUACACAAUCAUACACAUACAUAGAGUCACACACAUACAUACACAGUCACACAUACAUAUACACACACACACAUACAUACAUACACACAGCCACACACAUACAUACACAGUCACACACAUACCUACACACAGUCACACAUACAUAUACACACAUACAUACACAUAAUCACAUACAUACAUAUACACAAUCACACACAUACAUACAUACAGUCACACACAUACAUACACACAGUCACACACAUACACACACAGUCAUACACAUACAUACACACAGUCAUACACAUACCUACACACAGUCACACAUACAUAUUCACACAUACAUACACAUAACCACAUACAUACGUAUACACAAUCACACACAUACAUACAGUCACACACAUACAUACACAGCACUGUGCUCAACAAUGCAGGAGGUUUGAAAGUGAAAAAACACAUUUUAGCUGGAUGUUAAAGGCUACAAAACCCAAAAAAUAAUUUAGGCAAGUUGAAGUUAAUAUAAAUUAUGCUUAAAUAUAAAGGAUAUAAGGAAAAGGGUGUGAAGUAGGGUACGGGGAAAUGCCCUGGAAAAGGGGAUUUUUGAGUCAGAAUUGGAGGGAAGCUGGGAACGAUAUGAGCCUCAGGUUUUAAGAAUUGCUAGAUGGAUUAGCCUAUUCCUUGUGACUAUAUAAAUUUAAUUUUCUGGAGUCUCAUUUAUUCUUAGUACCAAGUAUUUAGCAUGAAUAAGAUGGGUUUGUGAUUGUAUAUGUGAUUGCAUAUGCAUAUGUUCUUAAAGGCAUAUGAACUGAGUGAUUACAUGCCACCACGUAAACCUUUGCUUAGAGUCAGAAAGGAGGCCAUGAUUGGCUCAGAUAUGGAGUAUCAUGAAGUCUGUCAUGGUCUUCAAGACAGUGAGUCUGUUUCAACUGAUGACACAGUACUGAGAAUUGAGAUUGGUUCAGGGCAACUACAGUCAAUAAGCCUUAAAUAUAGUCAUUAUUUUUGUAUCAGCAGCACAAAAUAAAGCCAAAAGUCCUUAAUCAUUGACUAUUUUAUCAUAUUUUAGUAUUUAUUUAAAAUCAGGAUAGAGUAGGCGUUAAACUUUAUUAGGAAAAAUUUAUUCCUGAUAAGAUGUUUCUCCCUAUUUAUUAAAAGUGCAAUUUUCAGUAUAGGUUGAUAUUUUUGUUGAUUUCCCUAAUCUUUCAGUUUUUCUAAUUAUAUUGCAGUGUAAGAUUGUGAUAUUUCAGUAUUGCUACCAUGUGAAAAAUAUGAAAGUAAAUUCAUGCUCAUUUAGUAUUCAUGGUAGGUUGUAAAUGUGUACCCUGGUUCCAGCACUGGGGGUAACUGACCAGUGUCAUACAGCAUGGACUAGGAACAAUGUCUGCUAGCAAACUGUGCCCUCUCUAAACCUGCACAAUCCAUAGAAUUGGCCACAUAUAUUUUUACUUUCCAAUACAUCACACAUGUGAAGAAUAAAUCAAAUAAUAUUAAAUCCUAAUAGCAUAUUUAGAAAAUGCAAAAAUAUAUUUUCACCCUGACAGUGACCCUAGAGUUAUGAUUUUUGGAAAUAGAAUAUUGUAAAUGUAACUCAAAGUUGUCAAAAUGUUAGACAUUUCAAAAAAAUUUUCUUGUUUAUAUUGUUGAUAAUGAGCUCGUGGACUUUCACUUUCUUUAUUUAAUUAAUGUCUCCUUUAAACUGAAAAGCUUAAAACAAACUGAAACCUUGUGUGCUAUGCUGAUGUAGUUGAAUAAAUGGUAUGUGUAUUUGUUCUUAUAUGGAUAGUAAUAUGAAUGUGACAUGCACAAAUUGUCCUAUAAUUUUCUGAUAAGUGUAUGUAAACAUUGGUGUGGUAACUAUUAAAGUGCCCAUUUAUUUCA
Molecule: messenger RNA, 4757 nt
Organism: Peromyscus californicus insignis
Lineage: Eukaryota; Metazoa; Chordata; Mammalia; Rodentia; Cricetidae
Gene: Mblac2
Product: metallo-beta-lactamase domain containing 2
Exons: 2
Coding region: 415-1254 (279 amino acids)
Source: RefSeq, a predicted model, not a curated record